CUAAAUACUAGGGAAUUUAGGAUUAUGUAGAGUACAUCUUUAGAGAACAAGUGUCGGUACCCUAUUUAUUUGAACUUACCGGUAUGUUGACAAAAGAGAGGAGGUUAGUGAAGCGAUAUGGUCAUUGAAGGUCAGGUUCGAGUUAAGUGUGAUGCCGAGGUCCUUGGCGGAAGUUACAGGUACUAGAUCUUGACCAAGAAAAGGUACGGUGAUGUUACUGGGCAACUUAGAGAUAAGUUGCCUCAUCCCAAACAGGACAAACUUGGUUUUGUCAAGAUUAAUCAAAAGGUGGUUGGCGCAACACCACUCUGAAAAAUGUUGGAGAUCCUCAGCAACUUGGUCUAGACAUGAAUCAAUGUCUUUUGAGGCAAACGAGAAAUAUAUAUUAGUGUCACCAAAGUAAGAUUUGAUCAGCAGUAAACUUGAUGACUUCCGGUAGAUUGCUCAUGUACAGGCUGAAAAGCGUUGGGCCGAGAAUUGAGCCCUGAGGUACGCCACGUGUAAUAGUUAAUGGUUCUGAAAAUAGAGUUGCAACACGAGUGAACUGUUGUUUGUUUAUAAGGUAACUUUCGAACCACAGAAGAAUUCGAAUUCUGUAGUUUUAAAGUAGGGGUUGAAUGGUAUAGGCUGCCGAAGGCGUUGCUUAAGUCAAUAAGCACCAAUGCUGUAAUUUGCAUUUUAUCCAUGGCACUGAAGAUGUGAUCGCUUACUAGCAAGCUCAAUGUUUCCGUCCAGAGGUGCUUUCGGUUUCCACUUUGGUGACAGGUGAGACGGUUUUCUGGGUUAAAAGUUGUUAAAUCGAUCUAGGGGAUUCUUUCAGCAUCUUUGGAGAGCAAAGGCAGAAGAGAGAUAGGACGAUUAUUAUUUGGUAUUUCGUGAUCCCAUCUUUAAGAUGAGGGACGUGCCACUUCGCCUUUUUUCCAGAAUCCUGGAAAAAUCAAACAAGUAAAUGAGUGGUCGAUUGUGCCAGUUAUUGUUGGCAGAACGGUACUCAAGACAAUUCUAAAACAGGCACCUUGUCAUAACCUGGGGCCUUGUUAGAAGGUAAGGCCAUGAUCACUUUUCGUACUUCCGCGCAAGCUCGCGCGAGACACUAGGUGGAAUUCAAACAGGUUGUUGUCAGUAUGUGGCUAUGGCGGCGUCGAUGUUGGUAGAGCAGUAACUGUUAUUCAACCCGUGAGACUUAGCAAGUUCAGCAGACUUACUUGCUGUUUUUUUCACUUGACAGAAAGAAAACAGCGAUUAAAUUCGAUUCGUUCGCCAGAGUGCUUGUGUGUCCUAAUUUAGGACACUGAGUAGGUUUACCCGGGAGCGCGCAAAGUAUAGCCACUGGUAUCUUUGUUAGCCAUCACUUGUUGAUUGUAAUAGUCGCCGUCUGCCUUCUCGGUUUAUUGUCUUAUAAGUUCCUUUAUCUCAGAAGUGAUGGAUGGGUUUAGUUUACGCUUCAAUACUCUUUGUCGGUUGUCGGUAAAUCUUGAGUAAUUAUCAACAAAACAAGUUAAUUAUUCAUAUUCGUUAUUUAAUUCACAGAAGUUCAGAAAACAAGUAUAAAACGUCUUCAUUCAUAGUCAAUUCACGAUCAUCAUUUCAGUGCAUUGGAACUCUUUUUAAGCUACGCAAUCAUUUAUUUCACCUUUAUUUUCAAAACCGAUGAAAUCACCAAUCAUCAUUCUACAACCUUUUUAUUUUGGCUGAACACAGUUUUGGCAGUUUGUGAGUGUAUUCAUUUGGCAAAUCAUGGCAAGAGAAAGGUUGCAGCUCACAAGCUGAAACUUGGCAAGUGAAAAAAAUACUGAUGAAAGAUUUUGACUGACAGAUAAAAUUUGACGUUUUCGUAGUUUCCAUGGCAACAUGAACGAUUGAAUACAACCUUAAAAUUCCACUUUUGCUCAGUUUACAUAAAAUUCGCUCAUUAGAUUUUCCUAUAAACUUGCACACAGCUUACUAUAGUUAAUCAUUACCAUUUGAAACUUAUUUGACCAAAUUUUAACCGACGGGUUUUUAGAUAAUAAAUAAUAUAAUUGUACUAUAAUUAUUAAAUGUGUAACAAAAUUCGUCUGUUCAACUUCCGAGUCGAGGAGACCACUGAAUUCGAGCACGAAAGAGUCUGCCGGAUGUGCGAAGCAUUGACAUGAUGUCAGCAGAAGUCAAUUGGGUGCUGCGCGAUUUUUCAUAAAAAUUAUUCUAUAUUUUUCAUGUUCCGGGAUGUUUCGGAAUGUUCCGGAAUGUUCCGUGCUCUGGGUUUUAUCGACCGCUCUACUGAUUACACCACCAAGAGAGAAUAAUCUCCUGCCACACCGAUUGUUUUUCCGGUUUUUCUAAGAAUUGAAGUCCCGCCUACACGCCAUAUUGUCGGAUAUUGUUAUGUCAGAAACAUUUGCCGCUAACUGACUGUAGGCAGAGGUUGCAAAAUCCGAUCUCAGCUUAUACCGAAGCUUUCUGACAGACCGUCACCUGAAAACUUCAAAGGUAUUGUAAAAAGAUAUAUAGGGUGGCAACAUUUUUAUCAUAAUUUUUUUAGCGUGUCCUCAGUAGUCUGCCGACGUUCUGCUCGGACUGCUUUCGACUCUAUUACCGCAGUUAGUCGAGUCUUUUGUGAAGAGUUGAGCUUGACUUGUGUGCCAAUUGAAUCAAACUAAAUGUGAAACUCAAUUUAAACUUGUACUAUAGAUCCUUAAGGUUGACUUACCAAUCACUUUAGAUAUAAAAAUGCAUUUUCACUUAGAAAUCAAGCGACGGUAAUCUCUAUUUUGUACUCCGUCGCAUAACCGCUAUCCGAGCGAAUCAAACCGUCUACAAGGAAUCAUUUCAACUAAAAAGCUACAAGACACUCAGUCAUUAAGUACUUUAGAAGAAAACUGUUAGUAGGAUAGAGAUUGAAGAGGUUCAAACCAUGCAGAGAUUCCGACAUUGACGUCGACAAGACAAGAGCUUGUUAGAUUCAAAUUAUUAUUCGCUAUAAAACUGUUAUUUAUAAAGGUCAGUGUAAUUAUAUUAGAGCCGAAGCGAACGUCUCAACAGAGAUCACGCGAUCGCUUGUUUCUGAAGAUCGUUCACUGAUUAUUAUACUAAUCUGUAUAGCACCACUGGCAGCUCUCAGGAGUGCUUUUUGUGUAAAGUAGGAGGCAGAAAAGAUCAGAAAAAGCGGUGACGCGGGUACAUAUUCGGUAAUCAGUGAAUUCUUUUGUCUUUCGAAUCGGUAGGGUAUUGGUACGGUUGGCAAGCUUUAUCUGUUUACUCUCAAAAUAUGGUUUAAAGACAUAUCUAAUUCGCUUAAUAUGGUAGUCUCAAACAGUGAGCCAUAAUAAAGUUCCUGGCUUUUCAUAAGAAACGUGACCCAUAUGGACCAUAAAAGUUUCGAACCAAUUCAAUGGUGACUUGUCAGAAUUGGCUUUCAAGCGGUUAUUAGCUAUAUCGUUUAGGGCAGUUUGCUUAUAUCUUUGGAGUGAUCGUUUUAAUUAGGAAAGUAUCUUAUAACUGGUAUUGUAAAAGAUAGAUAGAGCGACCACAUUUUUGAUCAUGAAUAUAUGAAGCGUAUUCUCAGUAGUCUGCUGACGUUAUGCUCGGAUUGCCUUCGACACUAUUACCGCAUGUAGAGAAGCAGAAGUGCCUUUAUUUACCAUACAUUCAUUCAUAGACAUAACCCAUUACAUUAUUACAAGGCAGGAGAUCAAGCAAGCUCUGUUGAGCUUUUAGACGAUCUCCGAGUUAUUCUGAAUGGAUGUAAAGACUGAUAUCGGAAGGCGGACUUCCUUUACUAAAACUAUUACAACUUUUUUCCGGCUAAAUCACAUACUCUUUGACUUUGUUCUUAAACCUCUUAUACGAAGUUAUGUUUCUUAUAUUUAAGGGAAGGUUGUUCCAUAUAAUUGCUCCCUUAAAACCUAAAGAACAUUUGAGUUGAGUUGAGCUGAGUUUAUUAUUUCCCAUAAUAUUAUACAGUACAUACGGUGUGUUACAACGUAAUAAAUUUGGGAGGAAGACUAAAGAAACCCUUACGGGCUUUUACAAGUAGUCUCCUGAAGGUAACAAAAGAUCUAUUGAAAUUCAAUAUGUACGUUUUCUGCUGAUCGCGAGACAGUACAGGUCAACACGAGAAGUAAAAACAGUUGAAGAUGAUAUUUCAUCUUAAAAGGACAAUGUAAAUAAAAUAUUACAACUAUGUAAGGAUAACGAAACGAAGCCUGUUUGUACUAAUUUUCUUGAUACAGCGUUGCCGGGAUUCUGCCAAACAGACCCACGCUCUUGCAUAUUUAUUCUGUAACUAUGGUGUCUCCAUGGUUUUGUAAUAAACAGUCGUUUCCAGUCUCCUUUCUAUGUUCAGAGUCAAGUACUUCGGCAGCAUUACUAGCGCUUUUCGAGAAUAUUCCGAACGUCGAAAAUAUUAGGAAACUUUCGGAAUUAUUUUGCAAAUCCAAAAUUAUUCCGAAUUUUGAGAACCAUUCCGAAGUUUCGGAAUCAUUGCGAAAUUUUCGGAACCAUUACGAGAUUUCGGAUUUUUUUUUUACACAUGGCGGGCCAUAGUAGGAAUGUACAUUUAUUAGUUUUGAAAAGGUUAUCUAAGAAUGCUGAUAGCUUUUCAUGAAUAUGAUGCAUAAAAAGGGCUGUUGAAUUUGUAUUUAAUUCAAAGAUAAUUUGUAUUUUCAGGGACUUGAACAGUGGUCCUGAUUUUUCUGUGUAUUUUGCUGAAAAGUCAAAUUGUCAUAAGUUUUUUCUGUGUUUUGAGAAUUGGAUUUAGUCUAGUAAGAUGAGUGCUUGCCCAAGUGAUGUCACAGUAUGUUAAAUGUGAAAGGUGCGAAAUAGGAGUCAUUUCAUAAGUAGGUUGAGUAUGAUCGUCUGGGUGAACGUGGUCCUGAAUAGGACUGUUGCCGGUUGACAGUGACUAACGUUUCGACAACCUAUGCACUAGUUUAUGGAUCGGUUUUCUUUAGAAGACCAUACGGUGGAGCAAUAGAAUAGUUUGCUAAAUACUAGGGAAUUUAGGAUUAUGUAGAGUACAUCUUUAGAGAACAAGUGUCGGUACCCUAUUUAUUUGAACUUACCGGUAUGUUGACAAAAGAGCUAGGAGGUUAGUGAAGCGAUAUGGUCAUUGAAGGUCAGGUUCGAGUUAAGUGUGAUGCCGAGGUCCUUGGCGGAAGUUACAGGUACUAGAUCUUGACCAAGAAAAGGUACGGUGAUGUUACUGGGCAACUUAGAGAUAAGUUGCCUCAUCCCAAACAGGACAAACUUGGUUUUGUCAAGAUUAAUCAAAAGGUGGUUGGCGCAACACCACUCUGAAAAAUGUUGGAGAUCCUCAGCAACUUGGUCUAGACAUGAAUCAAUGUCUUUUGACGCAAACGAGAAAGAUAUAUUAGUGUCACCGGAGUAAGAUUUGAUCAGCGGUAAACUUGAUGACUUCCGGUAGAUUGCUCAUGUACAGGCUGAAAAGCGUUGGGCCGAGAAUUGAGCCCUGGGGUACGCCAUGUGUAAUAGUGAGUGUUUCUGACAAUAAAAAUGCAACACGAGUGAACUGUUGUCUGUUUGUAAGGUAACUUUCGAACCAUAGAAGAAUUCGAAUUCUGUAAUUCUUAAAGUAGGGAUUGAAUGGUAUAGGCUGCCGAAGGCUAUGCUUAAGUCAAUAAGCACCAUUGCUGUAAUUUGCUUUUUAUCCAUGGCACUGGAGAUGUGAUCGCUUACUAGCAAGCUCAAUGUUACUGUCGAAAGGUGCUUCCGGUUUCUACUUUGGUGACAGGUGAGACCUGCUUCGUACCGUGACGUCUCUAUCUCGAUGAAAAUGUGCGCGCAAAGGAAGGCGGGAAGGAGACAACGGGCGAGACGUCUAGCAGAUCUUGUUUUCAAGAUGGCGGCAAGAGUAAUGGCGGACGAAUAUGCAAUUUUUAAAAUAAGUUCAGCCCUGUUUAUUUUGCGAAUUUAGAGCAAAUCAUUGUCGAGAACGGGGCUUCCUUUAAUUUAAUGAAACUGCCGCACGCCAAGGUAACAGCCGGCCAGGAAGGUUAGUAAGUUAGUAAUUGUUUCUGUUAAGGUCCCCAGCGAUGCAACGAUCUUCUUAGUCGAAAUGAAAAAUGACAAGCUGAGAAUUGUUGCAACAGCUAGCCAAAUGAAGCUAUACAUUUUGUAAAGCUUUAAAAUACUAUUUGCUGCACGCUAUAUCUUGAGUACUCGAAAAGCCAACAAACCAGUCCAGUCUCAAGACCUCUACGUUAUGUUGUUAAAUAGAUAAUAAAAUAAUUUUUAAAUGUUUGUCUCAGGAUAUCAUACUGUGUAUUUUUUUUUACUCGACAAUUUAAGCUAAUGUAAAGGAAAAACAGCCACAAAACUAGCUUUAGGGUUUUUUAAUUGUAUUUUUUAAUUGUUCGAUGACUUCACUGGAUACCAGACUUGUCACUGAAUGCACAGCCCGGUGUAAAUAAAUUCUACUUAAUUUUUAUUUUUAUACCUCAUUUUAUGAUGAAGCUGUGUAGAAUGUUCAGCAAAUACUUAUUGUCUGUAUUGUUUUACUAUUUGUUUUUGUGAUAUUACACAGUAGACCAAUUUAGUUUUGCCAUGCUCUCUCGUGACACAUCAAUUGUGUCUUAAUAAAUAAAUUAUUGGUAACUUUGCUUUUAAGUUGAUAGACACGGGCGCGCUUGGAGCUCCGCUAUAAUUUUCUAUGUCAAAUGGAACGCAACUGCGAUCACUUUUAUAAGUUCACUCAUGACCCGAGCAUGGAUAAACAACACGCAGUGAACAUACUGCCGCAGUACGUCUCCGUCUCCUCCCCAGAAAGGGGUAGAAGCCAAGGUGCACCAUUUAAAUGGUCAGAAAUGAGUUCAGUUGAAGGAGGUGGAGGUACGAAUUAGGCGUUCCGCUAAAAAUGCCGGAUUAGUUCAUGUACCGUUAAGUAAAUAGCAGUUGCCUUAGUCUUUGUAGUUGUCUCGGCCAAGUACUUAUAGGCGAGACUGGCACACGGUUUUUCUGUUAUAAAAACCAGUUGAUUUUUACCCAGGCCCGUUAUUUAUUUUUGGCACUAAUUGAGCUCCAAUUGUUCAAAAAUUGUUCUGAAUGUUCGGCGUUCCGCAAGUGACGCUCGGCGUUUGGCGUUCAGCAAAAUACUCCCUUUCGUAGCCUAUUCCCGGUUCUCAGUAGGGAGUAGGGAUGACGCCUUAGUAAAAAAAGCACGCGAAAAAAUGAGUGCGUGAUCUUCUAUUUUUGUAUUCGCGCUUUCCCAUUUUCGAGGACUGGAGCCAGGAACAGGCUAUGUCUGCCUCUUCCACUCUAACGGCAGACCAGUACAUGUAGCGUUGACAGAGUUGAGUUGUGACUUUUUGAGCUUCGUGUUACCUAUUGAAUCAGACUAAAUGAAAUCCGCUGAAAUUGUUACUACAGGGUCUUGAAAAAAUACAUUUUGCACCUACAUUAGUAGUCAAGCGACAUUAGGUUGUUUUCUUUAAGUUUCCACUCUGACAUACUUAGAAGAUGAUCUUCUAAGUCAAGCUGGCCGGCACGGCAGUAGAACUACGUUUACCGUCCUUACCGUUAAAUUGAUGAGCCCCAAAAUUAACCAUUGCGGCACUUAAUGUUACAAAGGAUAUAAUACGUGGGUAUAUAAUUCUGCAGUUUUCCACAGAAUAAUCUUACAACUCCAAAUUGCACUCAUUCAAGUUCAGGGCGAUCGAAGCACGCACUUACCUUGCACAGCAAAUUAUAAAAAUGAAAACAACAUAAAAUGUUAAAAAAGUAUUUACAAAAAAAUCGAAAACACCUAGUAGUAAGAGGUCUCGAAAUCAUUUUCGUUUUUAAUUUUACUUCUAAAGUACCAUAAUAUUUAAAACCUGUUGAUACACGUGCCAUUUUGAGUACUCCUUCAAGGGAUGUUCAUGUUCGACUGAAAACAACCGGCAAAGCGAUAAGAAAGAAAUCUUGACAAACAAUCAAGACAAGAAAUAUAAUUUAAUGAAACAUUUUUAAAGUGUCUGAAAAUCCUGAGUCAUGAAUAAAAACCUUGCAGAUUUAUUUAAGUAAUGCUUAAGCUUAUUAGCUUUUAAGCCGGUUUCGCGGCGUUUGAUAUAUGAACUCAAGGUAAGAAUGGAUAAUUCUAAAUAUUCUUCAGACCUUUUCUUUCUAGUCGCGACCAGAAAAUCUCUAAAGACUUUUUAAGUUAUGUAUAUGUUGUAGUUAAUUUUUUAUUUCGGGUAAUGUUUGUUUUUCUUUUGUUUUUGGGUAUGGUCAUAUAUGCUAAUGAAGUUGAAACAAAAGAAAAAUAAAAAUUACCUGAGAUAAAAAAUUAACUACAACGCAUACACCUAUUUCAAUUACGGUUGCUCCCGUGAACCAUGUUUCAUAGCCUGCAGUGUACUAUGGUAAACCCUUUUGUAGCAGGAAGUUCAGUCUUGUUCACAUUCAUUGAAAUAAAGGAGAUCACUUGUGAGAAGGCGUUCAAGAGAGCUUUCAAGUCAAGUGGCUGCUAAAAUUCUUAAGCAUGAGCGAGCUGAAGAAUUUCAUAGUUUUAAAAUCUCACAGUAAGAAAUUGGAAGCCUCUUCUUUUAACAACAUUAAAUGAAUAGGGUUUUACCGCCUGUCUAUAUAAGCUGCGUUUUUGCAUGGGCCAGACUGCUGGUUAUUUCAAUUUAACAAAUCAACUGGCUAUUGUUUUUUCUAUUCAAUUUCAAAAAGAGAUAUUUGCGUAAUGUUAAGUUAUUUAUUGUAGUUUAUGAACAAACGCCUUGAAUUUGAUUUUUUUUUACUCCAUCCAAAAUUCCCACGUGCACGAGCGAGCAAACUCGUUGAAAAUUUGCAGCAUUUGUAUAUUACCACAGAGAAAAACCUAACCUCAAAUCACUGUCUAAAUUAAAAAGCCUAGGAUUCAGUGUUUUGAAAUACAUUGUCUUAACGUUCUACUGACAUAGCAUAGAAGCGUCAACAGCGUUUCCUUUCUAGGUUUCUAAGCUCGUUGCGGGUGCAAAACUUACUAGACUUGCUACAGUAAUGCACCGUGGGACCACGGAAACAUAGAUCGUGCAUCGUUCUUCUCUGAAGCAACCUUAAUUGACAUAGGUGUAUGAGACCUGAUACUAGGUCUUACAAACGUUCGUAAUUAAAUAAAGUGACGACAUAAAAAUGGAACUAGAAACAAAACAAACACCAAAUGCAACAGAAAAUGUGCCGAUCAGGGUAAGGUGGCCCGAACCUAUUUAUCUGGCGUUGGUUAUGUUUUUGAAUCGCAUUUUUCGGCAGAAAUGAUUUAACCGAUUUCUAUGAUUUUUGGCAUCCUUAAUAAAGAAUGGUCGAACUUAAAAGUCGGCGUAUGUUGAAAACCGCAUUUUUACAAAAAUGUCAAUAAUUUCAAUUUUCUCUAACUUUGGCAAAUAAGCCUCAGAGCUCUCUAGUUUUGUAUUUGCAAGUUUGAAGUCAAUCGUGACCGUAGAACUCGCUACACAAAUAGCUGGUCAAAUUUAACCUUAAAAUGCAACGCUAACACAUUUGUGAAAGUUGACACACAAAUAGAGGACAACUGCCGACGGACUAUCUCUUAUCUGCAAGGGUACUCUUGCCCAAAGCUUCAUUUGCAAGAAACUGAUCAAUCAGAAACCUACGGCGAGUACAGUUCGCAAAACAAGAAGAACAACUUUAUGCUGAAUUCGGGACAAGACUGAAUACCUUCUAUUUAUCAAAGCUACUGUGUAUUUUCCCUUCUCUUUUCGCAAAAAAUCUGAACAAAGCACGAUAUAACAUCUACGGAAAUCUCCUACCAGUUUUCAGCACUGAAGGUUCCCGUCUUGAGGAGAAAUAAAGCCACCAACUCCAGUACUUCAACCGAUCCAUUUUCAGAUGCAACGAAAACCCUUGUAUUAGGUAAUUUAUUCAAGUUUGAAAGAUUUGCCAUCACAUUCGCACGGGCAUUUUGCCAUUAGGGAUAAUGAAAAGAAUAAGUCGAUUGUCAUAUUUUCUUCAUCUUUAUACCCAAGUGGCAAAUUUCCCGUGCGAAUGUGAUGUCAAGUCUAAAAACCUUGAAUAAAUUACCAAAUACAAGGGCUUUCAGUGCAGCUGAGAAAUGGACAGUUAGAUGUACUGGCAAAUGGAGUUGGUGGCUCUAUUUCUCCUCAAAACGGGAACCUUCAGUGCUGAAAACUGGUAGUCGAGAUUUCCAUAGAUGUUAUAUCAUGCUUUUUCAGUGGAACUUGGGUUCCGUAUUCCAAUCGGCAGUGAGAUUCCGGAUUCCUACAGCUAUAUUCCAGAUUCCAAGGCCCAGGAUUCCAGAUUCCACAAGCUAAAAUUUCCUAGAUGGCGGAAUCCCGAUUCCCUUACAUGUGGCGAUUUGUAGCAUUUCUACGAAAUUCCUUACUAACGUCUUGAAAGUGUUCUGUCUUCAGUUAGAACUAUCAAUGCAAGCCGCUAUUUAUCUUUUACUUUUUUUCGUUAACGUAUUUCAGGUCUAUCCACCCAUGGCUUCGCCAGAACCUGCAGCAUCUAAUUCUACCACAAAAGAGAACACUAACUUCAGCAGAUUAUGCCGUCUUGUUGCUGGUGUUGGUUGUAAAGUAAUAAGGGAGGUAUUUGAUAAAUAUCAUCCACCAGAGAAGCUUCAAGAAAAUUUGGCCAAAGUAAAGAAUCAACUGCGUGAUCUUUGGAAAAACAAGAAAGUUCUAAAUCCUUUACAAUGGGAUUACCUGUAUCCUCAUGUUGCAGAUAGUGUAAAUUCAGCUAACUUUGACGCAACUCUGCUGGUGAUUCUUCUCAGGAAUAUUUGUCCCACUUUAGCUCCACCGGUAAAGGGUUGGAAUAAGAGACCACCUGAUUCAGAUAAAAGUGAAGCGGCUGACAUUCUCCGUAUUAAAUUCUUUAGAAACGAAGUGACUGCUCAUCCCGCGACUGACUCAGUUGACGAUGCAACAUUCGAUAUCCUCUGGAAAAAUAUAUCCGAACCAAUUAAGAGACUUGGGAAAUCGCCAUAUAAAGACAUUGUUGAUCAACUCAAAGGUGAAUGCAUGGACCCCGAACUGGACAGUCACUAUAAAGAACUUCUAAUGCAGUGGAAGUUGGCUGACGACAACAUCAAGGAGAAAUUGGAGCAAAUGGACGAGAAGUUAGACCGACUUUUAGAAGUGCCAGCCCCGGGUAUGUCAAAACAACAGCAAACUAAAUCUUUGAUAUAUAUCAUUGUACUUCUAGUAUCUAUAUAUAAAUAUACACAAAAGCAAGCUGGUUAAAAAAAGAUUGAAAAUUGGAGACGUUUGGUGUAGAAAAUGAAAAAAAAAAAGUUAACACUUGAAACAAUUUUAGGUACUGUGCAAUAAUUACCUGGAGGGAGAGCUGGGAAAUGGAUGAGAUAUGCCCCAAAACUAAGUCAUACCCCCCCUCUCAUUAAGCAAAAAUUAAUUUCAAGCCCCCUAACAAAAUUAUAAUAUUAAGGCUAACCCACCCCCCCGCCCCCCUUCCUUGAAAAAAGUCUCCUCCCAUUCGUUCCACCAUACCUAGUUACUUGUUGAUUUCUUCCUCCGUUACAAACAUCACUUCAAAUGACUCUUCGAGGUAUGUCAGGGGGGGGUGGGGGGAGGUAAAUCUAUUGUUUUCCACCUAAGUUUCUUGACCCACUCCGCAUGCCAGUAUGACGUCACAUAGUAAAGGGCACGAGCCUCGGGUCACUUGUGCAAAUUAGCGAGGGAUACGACAGCUAUUUCGAAGAGGAAAAGCGAGCGAGGUCGAGGAAAAGCUAAGAAGCUAGCAAAUAUCGCUAUAUAUCGCUUAUUUGAUCGAAUGUGUGUGAGCUUUGGUGUUGCUAUAAUCUGCUUGUGUAAACCGUUUUGAUAUUUUGUGUCCUUGAUUGUAUAAUUUUGUUAAUUUGUUUUGCGGGCCGUGUUGUGGGUUCGCCAUCUAUUUCACGGGACCGGCAAGGUCAUCAAAACUUAAAUUUUUUUUUCUCUAAAAUAGGCAAGGUCUAGAAUAGGAGGUUUCAUUUACAGAUCACGCAUGUUUAUAUUUCAUAUAUUCUUUUGCUAAUUAAAUGGGCUUAACUUCAUAUCAUUCCUUUCGAGUGUGGGCCUCUGUUGAUCUCCUAAUUCUCCGCCAAAUUCAGUAAAGCUAGUUCGAUCGAUUAUCUACAUCUAGUCGGCCUUUUGAACCCGAAACAAUGCGAAAUAGCUUUGAAAUACGCGCUUAAGCUAAUUUUCCUCAAAUGUAUAUUUGAAUUCAUGAUAAAUAGAGCUCGGCCACCAGCUUCAAACAGCGUCUAUGGCAGAGAAAAAUGUUUUGAUGUGACAAAAUUAAUUUUUCAAACCAUGUCUGUCACUGUGGUGCAGUGGUCAAGGAGUUUCUUGCACGUGCAGAUAAACUGGGUUCGACUCUCGGCGACGCUGUUUCUUUUUCCCCCCUAUUUGGUCUCUUUUUUUUUAACACUAUUUUUCCUUUUGGCCUUUUUUUCUUUAUUCUUACUGCUGACCCUGCUGGUCAUUCACUUGGAUCAAUAUAUAUUUUAAGCUCAAGUCAGGAGUUUUAUUUUGGAAAAGGGAUUUCAGAACCGGAUCUGCAUACUGGCCAAGCUUACGACCAGAUAAAAACCAUAAGCUGUCAAGACAUGUCCCUCCUCUGAAACAGCUGAAUUUUUUUCAAUGUUAGUUGACAUCGUGACAAACAACACACAGUACACCACAAACUGUACUAAUUUACACCUAACACCCACCAGUGACCCACUGGCGAAAGUUAAACGUCGUCUUAAUCAUCAAUAUUAUUACCCUAAAUUCUCCACUGGGUUUGCCCCCAAAAAAUGAUUAAACGAAACCUUUUAUUACAGGUGUAUGCCCAAUACAGUUUUAAAAUGCGGUAAAGCAACAAGAUUCAGUGCUCAGUCUCUCACAAAGACCUGUCAUUUAGCUUCCUCUUCAACGCUACAGCUAAGCGAACUUUGAGAGGAAUGAUAUAGGGUUCCACUGGCUCUGAAGAGCUGAAAAUACGCAAAAUGUAAAGUGUAAUACAUCCUUUGAUGAACCUCCUAUUGCUGUGUCUAAACUCUUCAAUCUUGCCGUGCACUGGUCCUCAAAAGUGUGACCGGUCGGUAUGAUUGCCCGUAAAAUUUGCUCAACGAUAGAAAGGAAUCUUUACAAUUCAAUACACCACUGGACAUUUCAUUCCAAAAAAGUACUUAAGUCUAGUUUUCUAUGACAAUAGAACCUUAAAAUCUCCAAAUCCAAGAAAUUGACACAGUAUUUCCGUGAUAAAAUCGAAAUUUUUAUCCGUCUCUUCGAUGAACACUUUGCUCGCCAUUUUGAACGUCACUGACGCGAGAAGUGACGUCAUACUGGCAGGCGGACUGAACCACAGAUUUCCUUGGAGACACCUUCCCGCCCCUGACGUUUGUCGAAGAGUCAUUUGAAGAGUUAUCAGAAUCACUCGACUCUGAGUUUGUGUCGUCUUCGCAUGAAUUGGGAGAUUCCUCAUCUUCUACACCAUCUCUUACACUAAGGUUCCCGCGUACGUGGGUGAGAACUCAGGAAUUCCUGUCUAACUGAGCUUUUUUUUGAAGCUCAAUUUAAUCAUACUGUGUUUUAUUUACCAUACUUUAAAUUUGUAUUGCUAUUAGUAUUUCAACAAUUGGGUUUUUCAUUCUGCUAAAUUAUGAUGCCAUGUGUGCUUACAUUGGCAUCUUUCUUUUUCAUUGAAUAACAUUAUAGUGCUACUUUUGCAACUUUUAAUUAAAGUUUCGUGUUUUCUUAAAUCCUAGUGCAAAUAAAGUAGCACUGUUUUAACAUAUAUAACAGAGGCAUUCCUUUCCUACUGCAUGACAGAUGGGAAAACAACAGUUCAUAGAUCAGGCACCUUAGAGUUGAUAAAUUUGUCAGUUUUAUUCCAAUGUUAGUAUUUAUAUUUGAACUCUAAUAACUCUUCCACUACUUUUCCAGUUUGCAAAAGGAAUGAAAAAGCAAUGCCCCCCCUGUAUGUAUCAAAUUUUACAUCCACCCCCUCUCUCUCUUCUUGUCAUUUUCUCCUAUGCCCCCCCUCUAAUUUUCCAACCCCCAGGUAAUUAUUGCACAGUCCCUUACUAUGUAGCCCGAUGAAAGUCGGUAUAUAUUUCGUUCGAAAUAUUAGCCUGCGGACACAGACGUAUUUCCCGUCGUCCCUUCUCUCUGCCAGAAAGGUAACUCUUUGGGUGGAGAGAAGCGUCGACCGGAAAUACGUCUGUGUGCAGGCUUGCACAGUCACGUUUUAGGGUGUGCAACUGUAUUACUAUGAUAAACGGUAUUAACUCUAGAAAUCACUUGUUUUGGCAUUCAUUGCUUUGUAGUCAGUAUCUAGACAUCUGCUUGAAAUAAAAUAUACCUAUGUAUGCAGCGUUUAAGCCAGUCCAAAAAUAACGGUACAAGAGAUUUGUGACAAAAUAUUUGCGAAUUUUUAUUCCGAAAUUAAUACGAUCAAUCGAAUGCACCCUUAGAUUAGUCGCGUCCACUCCAGGAGCCUAUCAUCUGUCGCGCCUCGUUUUCCCCUGCCGGGGAGGGCUUACUAUAGAGGAUUUGCGGCAUUUUUCCUUUUAUAAAUGGCUCUAUAUAAACCUGAACAUAAACAGGAACCAAAGCUGCAUUAUUUCUGUCCGAUACAUUCAAAAGACUGGCCUUAUACUGCUGCGGUAUAGAUAACAGUGGCGAUCGUCAGUCUUAGGUUAUGUUCACACUAUGACGGAUAGCUUUUCCCGCCGUCACGAGAAUCAUACCGGAUAAGGCUUCUUUUCACACACAAGAACGGUUGCGGCGGCGCGAUUUCUGCGACGGGGCGAAGCUGCGCCACGCCGAUCUGUAAAGUAGAGAGUCGCAUAUCGGAUAGGUGUUCAUCUAUACCCGAUAGCUUUUCAUGCCGCCACGAUAAGCUAUUCAGUAUAGUGUAUACAUGGCCUUAAAAAGUCAGAGGGCUAUUGGUAUCCUGGCAAGACAUUAUCAGGCCCCAGUUGUUCAAAAGCUGGAUAGCGCUAUCCACCGGGUAAAUCACUAUCCAGUGGAUAAAUAUUAGGGGAGCCAAUUGCACUAUCCAGUGGAUAGAGAUUUAUCUAGUGGAUAGCGCUAUCCACCUUUUGAACAACUGGAGCCAGGUGCGCUUCUUGAAAGCUAUUAGUUAUUUGAUUUCUAAUUUUUCUUAUUUCAUCUCAGUCAUGCACAUUACAAUCAACGUAAUAAAUCUGCCCGGUUCCUCUCAACCAAGUCAAGCAGCAGGUGGGUCUGAACAAGAGCAAGGAGCAAUGGCAGAAGUAGAAGCUUUAAAUCCUUCGACAGAGGCACGCAUUUGGAAUUUCGUUCUGUCAUUGGGGAUGCCUCUGGAAUCACUUAUUAAGUACUUGAGAGAUAAUCUGAAUGUUGAUCCAAAACGUCAUGAUCAAGGGAGUUUGGUGAUUACUGUUGAAUGCAGCUCAUUGAAGAUCCUUGAAGGAUUGUGGGAAGACUAUUGUAGCGGACAUCUUAAUGCAGUGGCUCAAGAAACUCUCAUUACCGCUGAAGUCCUGGAAAAGUUUGGACUGAGUGAGAUCAAGUUGAAAACCUUUAUUUCUGAAAAGGAGUACGAGAGCGCAAGACAAACUUUCAGUAAAACAGGUAAGCUACAACUUCCAGGUGCAUAUUCAUACACACAUCUAAAGCAGAAAUAUAUUAAUUUUAUUUUUAGGUUAUUACAAGAUAUCUGUUACCUAUCUUCCCUGCUCCUCAUGGUGCAUGAGGCCUUCACAGAUCAUUUUCAUCUUUCCCGGUCAAUGAUCAUCAUUUAGCAUUUAGCAGAUUGUAUAGGGUUAGGGUCUCUGUUUGUUUUUUUCGUUUUACUUAGUCAGGCCAAGUUUUUCGGGGGUGUUAGGAAAGGACCUAAGACCUAAGACCGGGACAACAAAGACCUGAAAAACUGAGACCUGUAAAAUUAAGACCCCAGAAAACUAAGAUCCGGUAAACGAAGACCCUCUUAAUUUUAGUUCUUUCAUCAUUCAUAGAGGCACCAAAAAUCCAAUAUUGAAUAAAUACCAGGCGUAGUCAAUCGAUUAACCGAUAAUCGAUAACAAUCGUUUGUAAUCGAUAUCAAUCUUCGAUGGAUAUCACUCGUUAGAAAUCGACAAAGCAAAACGUUUUGACUUCGAUUAAUAUCGAUUUCCAAUAGAAAUCGAUCUCAUAAUGAUUGAUUUAGCAAUUGUUAUCGAUUGCUAUCGAUUACUAUCGGAAAUGUAAGCCUUUCAACGUUAACACAGUGUUGUCUGUACGGUAUAUUUGAGUCAUUCAGUCGUGAUAUUAUGCAGUUCUUUUACUUGAUAUACAUUGGAUUGGAUCCCAAUUUGAGCGAGUUGCAAGGAAAGAAAUGCAAAAUGCAGAAGAUGGCCCUGGAUGGAAGGGACAAGUAAAAAUCUAUUAAAACCAUAAACAAGAAACAAUAAAUGAAACGCGAUGAAGACUAUGCCUAGAGCAGAUGCUAAAGUCAAAAUUCAGGGGCACCCAACGACGGUUUCCUCCUAAUCAGGUUGAAAACACUUUUUAGGCUGCCCAGAGACAUGUACUUUAAGAUCUCUAGAAACGCAUUCUAAGCGGCGCUAUAAAAUUUGUAUCUGUUCGGUCUUCCUAGGGGAAUGUGAGUCUUUUCAAAAUUACAGGAGCUUCAGCAUUAUUUUCCUGAAAAUUUUAGAUGCAAUUUAACGUUUACGAAAGUGUGAAUUUUACUGAUUCCUCUCUCCAUCACAUUUUUGAAUCCGAAAAUUUUAGGUUUCUUUUUUUCUACGAAAAAUAGCCUAACCUGGGCAGUAAAAAGUGAAAAAUUAAAGCUUACAAAAUCGUAGAGAAUUUUAAUUAUUAGAUGAGUUUUGAAAAUUGUACAUGAAUGGAACGGUCAUCUAGAACUUCCCACUGACUACUGGCAGCUCUCAGCAGUGCUUUUUUGUUGUAAGUAGGAAGCAGAAAAGAUCAGAAAAAGCGGCGACUCGGGGCAUCUUGACUUUAGUGAAUAUUUAACAAUUAUUUCUCGAGCCCGAAUGGGCUCUUAGUCAAUAUAUAGCUCAGACGCCAUGAGGGCGAGAGGAAUAAUUGUUUUAGUAAAAUCCAACUAGUUGGUCAAAAAUAUCGAGACGAAACAACUUAAGCUAGCAAAACGCGAUUCAGCCGCCAUUUUUUUGGUUUUCAAAGCCGGCACUUUUCGCUAAUAGUGGGCUAUAACAUAUAGCCUAGUAGUAGCUCAACCAAUCAGAACGCAGCAUUGAUAAUAGAUCACUAGUUGGAUUUUACUAAAUUGUUAUAUCGUUUAGGGCAAUUUGUUUAUAUCUUUGGAGUGAUCAUUUUAAUUAGGAAAGUGUUUUUAAACGGGACUGAAAUCAGUGUAAAAAAACAAAAACUCAUUGUAUCUAGCGAUCUAGCGAUUUACGUAGUUUUUGCCAAGGUAUUUGCCUCUGUAUCCAUGCGUUUUUGGCCACGUGGCUAAAGUAAUGUUACCUAACGAGCCGACCAAUUGACUUUUCUGGCGGAUAUGAGUGAUAUCAGAAAAAAAAUAUCCUGCGGACUGAUUUCGAGGGACAAAAAAUCUUGCAAGGGAAAAAUAUCCUGCACUGAAAAAAAUAUCCCUCAUGGCAUAUAAUGCUGGAAAAAGACCUUACACCGUUAUAUAUUUAUCCUCAGAGGUUUGAGAAAAAAACAUUCUUACCCAAACCAAAUCACCCAUACCGGCUACCCCUCAAAAGUCAAAAGGUCGACCCCUAAGGGAUGUUGCAAGUUAUUUAAAUGAGUUUAUUAUUUUUUCUUUCUCGCGCUAAACGCAGGUUGGCCCUCUAAUGGACUAUUCAAGUUUGAGUUUUUCAAUUAAAUUGAUUUUCGCGGGUAGGUCUUUACAGCCUGUCUUAUUCUAGGCAUAGCAGCUUUAACCGGCAUGUCGAAUUUUUUUGGCUUGUCGCUGGAAAAAAUCUGCACCUCAUUUAAAAUUUGCAUGAUUAUUGAGUGUUAGUCGAAAUAAUUUCCUCGAUUUUGUUGAUUUUAGUCAUUUGGAUAUACCUGACUAGGUCCCGGAACAAGGAACACCUCGGGAAGUAAAAAAAUAAAAAUAAGGGUAAAUGUAAUUUAGGGGCUGACCCGACUUUUGAGGGGGGUAUGGGUAAUUUCGGGAAAAAAUAUCCUGCAGACUGAUUUCGAGGGGAACAAAUUCUUGCAAGGAAAUACCUACACUGAAAAAAAUAUCUUUCAUGGCGUAUAAUGCUGUAAAAACAUCUUACACCGUUGUAUGUUGGGAGAAAAUUCUAUCACCAGAGGUUUGGGAAGAAAAAAUUCUUUCCCAAGCCAAAUCACCCACUGUCUUUCUCAUUUUUCGUUUAAUUUGCCAGGUUUUCCGCGGUUGUUCCGGGGCUGUUCCAAAGUGUUCCCGUAUGUUGUUCCAGGUCUUAGAACAUCUUAUUUGUAUCUUCGGGCUUGUUUAUAUGAGGUGAGCCAGCGUGGUAAGCCAGGUUGGCCCGCUUUCGUUUUACCGAGCUGGCUCAGCUCAUGC
Molecule: messenger RNA, 18444 nt
Organism: Porites lobata
Lineage: Eukaryota; Metazoa; Cnidaria; Anthozoa; Scleractinia; Poritidae
Source: the annotation of a GenBank genome assembly